CGUUCUUUUUGCGGUCACAGACAGCGUAGACGUGCUAGGGGUGGGUCUUUCUUGGCAAAGGAAAACCCACCUUUUUCAUUGUUUGGAUGUCGAAGGAAUGUGAUGGUUUGAUCUUGCGGCGCAAGGGAGGGGGUGAGAGAAGGAACUAGCGCGGACCCUACUGAGAGAACUGCUCGGUUCAGUCCUCAAAAAGUCAAAAUCGACUGAGUAGUUUUCCGAGUGCUACCUCACGGACGCUGACUCGGCCUGAAGACUGGUGGGAAUUGUCAACGCUCUCCCAAGUGCUCAAGGUGAUCAAAACUAACACCGAUUACCUGUGACAGUGGAGACAAAAGUGAGAACUUCCUCUUGAGGAGUAGAAGGGUAGACAUAGGGAGCUGAACUUCAAGUCGGUUCUUUAUUAUUUCUCCUUGGAAUCCCAGACCAUCUUGAAAACACCACCAUACAAAUGUGUACCUCUCCAUCAAACAACCAUAAAACCCACACAGUAGAUUAGUAUCAGAUAGAAAAAUGACAGAAACAUCAAAUCGCCACCUGAGACAUAAAUUGCAGAGCUUGGGACGACGUCUAGAUGAGCUUGAGGAGGCCAAAAGCAAAUUGCAAAAAGCUGAAGAUGAACUUCUUGAAAUUCAGGACAAAAUCAUUCAGGCUGAGGGGAGUAAUUCCUCACUCCUGUCUGAUGUGGAGGCAAUGCGGAAGAGAUUGCUCAGAAUUGAAGGCAAAGAUGAGGAAGUACGGAAGGCAGAAGAUCUUUGUCGUGAGGUUAGGGAAAAACUAGAUCUGGAGGAGAAACUUUCCAAGGAACUUAAGGUGGAGAUCGAGCGACUUCAGCGCAGAAUGUCAGAAGUUGAAAAGCUUGAAGAGGCUUUUGGCAAAAGCAAGUCAGAUUGUACUCAAUUGUGCCUUAGUCUUAAUGAGGAGAAAAACUUGACCAAAAAGCUCUCAUCGGAGCUUGAAACCUUGAAGACCCGUGUAAAGGAGAUAGAUACCUCUGAAGCUCGACUGGAUAGGGCAGAAAAAUCUCUUACUGCAGAAAUGGAGAAACUCAAGAGCCUCACCCAGACAUUUGUCACUGAACGCAAAAAGCUGCUGGAAAGGCAGAGAGAGGAUGAGAAAAUCAUACUUAAGCUGACGGAGAAACUUGAACGUCAGAAAAACAAACUAGGCACAGCAGACCACAGUCAGUUUGAUUCUAGAGACCUUCGAAUUGAAGAUGAGUUUUCAACAGGACUUACCAGCAAACUGGCGAGGAAGAAAAGUUUGGACUACUUGAAGCAUACAGACGAUAUAGAUUUGAGAAAUGAGUCAGAGAAUGAGAAAAAUAGCUUAGAGGGACAGGAAGAUAAUAAAGUUAAGGAUCUCAGCCAAGAAGUGGAAAGGCUAAAGAAUCGUUUGAAACAGCUAGAAUUAGUGGAGGAGGACAUGAAGAACAUGGAAUCCAAGAAUACUGAGCUUACAGAAAAGUACCAGCAGGAACGGAGCCGUAGUCAAACUUUGAAUGACCAGGUUGAGCAGAUGAAAUUGCAGCUAGCUGGUUGCAGCAAUCAUAAUGGAAACCCUCCAGCAGUUACCAGCUCUACAAAAGUCGUGGAGAAUGGUAAAGCUGAAAAUGAGGAAAUUAACGUACGAGGAGGCUUCAGGCAGGAAAAACCUAAAUUGUUAAACAGGAGUCCUGCUACUGAACCAGUCACCUCAAAGUACAAAAGCAGAGAUGGGUCUCCUCAGCAGAGUAAAGAGAACAAGCUGAAAAAUAAAGACCUUUCUCACUCCACAGAGAGCUCCCCAAAGACUGUACGAAGGGCACUUAGUCCAGCACACAAUGUCAGGAAAGUUUUGAGAACUGGCAGUUCUGAUUCUAACAAUGGGACAAAAGAAAAGCUUGCAAGUGCUACACAGUCAUCAAGCCACCUCACUGAAAGCAAGAAAGUGUCAGUCCUUAGUCGCUAUCCUCCUGCUGCCAAUGACAAGAAGUCUUGGAAGUCAACAGUCAAGCAAAAUGACAGUGAUAGCCAAAAGAGUCAAACUGAAAAGGUUUCCAGAUACCCCGGAAGUGAUAGUGAAUCUAGUAGUUCUGAUGUGGCCAAUUUAAUUUCAGCCAGGGCUUCUAGCAUUGCCUCGCCUGACAAAGGAUUAAGCGAUCAAGAGAGUUUAGCGAACUCACAGGAUUCUUCUGGAAUGUUGAGUCUGUCAAAGGCAAAUGGAUCAUUUACUGCCUACAGAUCCCAUGUGUCUUCAUCUGCUCUUAGUGAUCAAGGUUCAGAUGGUCACUCGUCAGCCUCAGAAACUGAAUCAACUGGCUCUAGGCGAUCAGUGGGUGAGCAAAGUGACACUUUAAUGUCAAGUACAAGUGUAAGGACAUCAUCAGUUUACCCAAGAUACUCACGUCUGCAAGAGAGCACCUCAAAAGGCACCCACAGUGAGGACCAACCCAAGCCUCAUUUGACAGAAGGGGAAACUCAGGAGACUGUACAAGCCACUUCAGGUAUUGAGGUUCGAAGAGUUUGCAGUCCUCGUGAAGCUCUCAGAUCAAAAGCUAUCAUCCAGCAAGCAAUCUAUGAAAGUGACAGAAAGGAAAUGAUGUCAGGGGGAGUCACAGAGCCUUUGACCACCAGUGGGAAACCCAAGAUUUCCGCAAAACCAGCGUUGUCCAACAAGAUGACCAGCAGCAUCACCUUUUAUCCCAAUGACCCCAGCUCCUCUCGAACAAGCAGUCGGAGCAGCAGUUUAUCAAGUGAGCCCUCUAAAGAAAGGCACACUUCCACCAGUAAUAUUGUUAUAAGCCCGAGCAUUGAACACAGAGGCAGCUUUUCUAUACCUUAUGAGAUAUCCAUACCUAAGAGUGAGAUCACUCUGCGUCAAAGUGAUAUUGAUGCUGACUUCUCUGAACCUCUUAGUUUCAUGGAGACCGCUCCUGUGGAGGCAACACUCUUUUCUCAAAGCAGCUACAGCCUUCAGUCUUCAGAACCUGCUGACUUUAACAAUGAUGAGUCUAGGUUUGAAAGCACCAUUGCUACGACCAGUUGGAAAAGUCAGAGUCACAACCACCACUCAUAUGAUGACAGUUUGUCAGAAAUGAGAAAUGUCACAGUGAGGAGCACUUGGAGAGGCCGUGGGACAGCUUCUCUUGAUGAAUAUGGCCGAGCACUAAGGCAAGAUGGCUCAGAGGAUGAGUCUGAGUCUGCCACCACAUGGAAAGCGUAUAGGGCAACUACAGUGUUAGACACUUCAUCAAACUCCAAUGUUCAACCGAACUGUGGAGGUAAACCAUCCCCUGCCGAGGUAUAUAUGCGUAGGAUUGGAAAUACUUCAGUUCCUGAGCCAGGACCAAGGACCAGAAAGACUCCAUCGCCGGAAAGGGCCAUUGCACAUGAGCCUGUCAGUGCUCAGCAACUUCAGCCAAGAAACCGUAAAGCCAUGUCUGUAGAUGAUAGAGAAUCUUCUCUGCUUUGGAGGCGACAGACCCCUGGUGACGUGGACCCAUAUGAGAGAUCUGGGGGUCGUGAAACAUGGUCCAGCAGAGGCCGUUCCAUCGAUGGAAGUCGCUUGUGGUCGAACCGCAAUCAAGACAACUGACCCGGAUUACCCACAGUUCCAGAGAUCUUCCAUCUCAAAAUGGGUCUCUGAGCAGAAGGAACAAAGGUCAGCCCAUCUCUUCCUAUAGUUACGUCGCGUCUAAAAGACUCACCAGCUUCAAUGAUUUCUAGUUGACCUAAAGGACCCCGGGAACCUCAGAUUACUCUUACACCAGCCACAUCUGUACGAAUCCACUGUCAUCCAGCUGUCACAUGUUCCUACAGCAACGAAUCCUCUUCUGCUUCCCAUAGUGUAUUAAGUUGUCGGAUGUCGUGACAAGGGAGAGGUGGAUGGACAUGUGAUGAUAGGAGGAUUGGGCCACACAGACACCUCUGGUGCCACUGAUCUUAGUAGAUGUCCAAACUUGAUUUUUUUGUUUUGUUUUAUUCUAACAAGGAGCAAGUUACAGCUCGUGGCUUUUCAUUUCCAUUUGACAAUCUCACACGUUUUGUUCAUUCUUAAUUUUCGCUGCAUAAUGCUUAAUUCAGGAAUUAAUUGGGAUUAUAUAUCAUUUUGCAUGUUGAGUCAAACCAUAAAUUUAGUCUAUAUUCAUAUAUGAAUGCCCAGUCCAUCCUGAAAACAUCUGGUGUUUUAUUAUCACACAGCCAAAUUUAUUUUAUCCAAUUUGUAAUUUGCUCCUUGUAUCUGAUCAAGUCACCUUUGUUAGUUCUGGUAUUAUUAGUGCUUUUCUUUAUUUUCUCUCUAACUGGAUUUGGUGGAUUUGAUGGUCCCCAUAACCAGCAUUGUAAAUGAACAGGACCACCACAUGGCUUAAGGAAUUCUAGGAAGCUGGAAACACAUCUGUAUGUCCCUUCCCUGCUCCAGUAGCUCCGACUUUGGAUUCCAAACCGCUGGAGAAGAAUCAAAAACUUGUGUCGUAGGUCCACGGUGUGACCUCGUGCAGAACAUCUGGAACAUCUAAGCAGGAUUAACCCAAAUGCUGGACAUUUCUGGAGGAUUUUAAGAACGGGAUUCCCCAGAAAAAAUUUGCACAGAAAGACAUGGAUACAAACUCUCAUGUGCUGAGCACUCAGUUACAGGAAACCAGUGUUUGGGAUUUUGAUAGUCCGUGUCAGCCCCCAGACGGGUCGUGUUUUUGUAUGUUAUUUCAGCUGUAUAGCUUGUCCAGCCUUAGGGGUGGGUAGCAUGACACCACAGAAGAUCCAGCAUGCCAUGGAUAAAUGGCCAAAACAUUGGAAAAAUCGGAAUGCUCGUCAUGCACCUUUUGAAAAAUUAUUGAAUAUUGAUAUGCUGAGGUACUGUACCUUGUAGUUUUUAAAGCCCAGUACAGUUUGGGAAGCUGUCGGGAUGCAGCAUCGGGAGUCCUCAAGAGUCCGUCUGUAUCUCUCAUCUACUGCUGUGGCAUGUUUAAACCCCGUGGUGAUACCGAAGGGUCCAUAAUCCCUCAGGCCGCUCCAAUUUCACUGGAAUGUGGGAUAUUUUAUGUUUUGUCUUGUUUUAAUCUGAUGCUGUACAUGUAAUGGGUUGAUGUUCGUGUGGACAGGGUCGGUCUUUUAUGUUUUCUCUCUUUGCAGCAUUCGGUUAUGGCUUUAAACAAAUCCGCACCCCACAAUCAUGGUCAGUUCUGUUUCGUUCUGGGUCUGUGUGAUGUACAGUCCGUCCGGGUUCGGCCAGACGGAUGGAAACAAAAAUGGAUGUUGUUGUGUAUUAUUCAUUUUAUUUAAGUCAUUCUAAUGAAUUUGUAACUGCACUUAAAUCAUUAAAACAGUCUUAUAAGUAAAACAAAACAAGGUCCUUGUGAAAACGGGUCAUUUCUGAUUUAAAAAUACAUCACUGUAUAUACAAGAAACCCCAAGUUUAUGAAAGCGUCUGAGACAGACAAAACAUUUCCAUUUUCUCUUUGGCUUUACCAAGUCAUAUUUCUUUUAUUUAGUUGUUCAAUAACUCUUUGGGAAGCACUUUGGCUUUGUACUUUACAGACUCGUCCUCUUCUUUGUUUUACACAUCAUCAGACUUUCUCUCCAAAUGCAUAUCCCAGACUUCACCUUUGCUUCCUGCUCAAAGGUCUUGCAAUCAUGUUGUCUCCUGUAUCUCCUGUACCCCUGACUUCCCAGAAUACCCCAGUGCUCUGAACCGCUGUAAUCCAAUCUUCAUUGGCUGAUAUAUUGCCCCCAGGUUGAUCCCAGGUCAGAGGGCACCAUUACAUUUGAUGGCCCUUAGUCUGGGGGCUUAUAACAGUUCAGAGAGUUUUUGGGAUGAGAAAGAAGGAAACAAAGUCGUUGAUGUGUGUGUUGGGAUGGCAUCCAAAAAAGCGCCAAGAAGUUGAACCAGUAUCCAUAAAGAGCAAUGCCAUUCCCAAAUUCUAUAGAAAGUCUUUCCAUAAUAAAAUCGGUAGUCAGACUUUAUUCUUUCUAUAGAAGCUGUAAAAAGAAAAGAGUCGCACUCAAAGCUGGCCAUUGUUUUCAAAUUUGAGCAUGACCCAGGUGACCAAAGUGAUGAUAUAGUGCAAGUCUGUACAGUUUUAAAAACUGUACAAACUGGCCAUGUAAUGGUCUCGCAGCUGCUCCGUGGGUUCAGCAAACCACAGCCGUCGGAAACUGUAUAUUUUACGAGCUUGCGAGACAACUCCAGAGACAGGUUUCUCAAAGACUUCUUCUUUAAAGGGGUGUACCGUAACCGCAGUUCUCCUGCAAUCCUUCCUUGUUUUCUAACUCCAUUCGCUAAAGUGUGUCAGUGUGCCGUCCAAAGUCAUCUAACACAUGUAUCUGAUUUUCAUUCCUCCACCACUGUCCAAGACUUUACCUUGGUGUGGAAAUGAUCACUGGGAGGUUGGGUUACGCAUCUCAGAAGGAACAUGGAGUUUACAAGCAGAUCAAGUGUUAUAAAGUGAAGUGCAGCCUGACCCAUUUUGUUUCUAGAUGCGUUUUGCAUAUUUGAAGAAUUCAGCCCAAUAAAACUUGUUAUUUGAUCAACCUCACUUUGUUUUAAACCAAUACGACUUUAUUUAUUCUGUCAAACUAAUUUAGAAGAAAACAGAUGUUGUAUUUUCAACGCUAUCUCAUUGCAAUUUGUACGUAUUUUACGAGGUGGUUAAUUUGUAUUACUUGUACGACUGCUUUCGUAUAUUGAGUGCAAUUUCCCUUGACCCCUGUGACGUUGGUGUUAGGGUUGAGGUUUCGUUGUUCUUUUUAUAUUAAUCACGUUUUUGCAUAAUUAACUUAGUACACAUUCAUUCAAAUUAGCCAACUUGUGGUUACUGAAAUAAUUAAAGUUGUACAGAUGAAUUUUCUGGCUGAUCUUAUGGGAAUUCGUACAUAUUUUACGAGUUGGCUAAUUCAUACGAAGUGAAUUAUACUAAUGCCUACGAUUAUUAGAAAUUAAACGAUUAUAAAACCCCCUAACCCCAACGUUACAGAGACGAAAGCAAAUCAUACAAAUUAGCCACCUCAUGAAAUAUGUACGAAUUGCCAUAACAUUUUGUUGGAAUUUUUAUUUUGUAUUAAGCAAAAUUAAUAAAACAAAUUCAUCUUUUCUGCCCCAAACUUUUUCCCAAUGUUGGUGAUGACUAAAUGGUUUUUAAUAACUAUUUUUUUCUAAGCUUUAUUCAUUUUAUAAAUGUCAGUUUGAAGCAAUAAAAUGAUAUUGAAUGUACAGAAGAAAACUGAUUUUGAAAGCAGCGUGAGCUGCUAUUGGUCCUGUAAGACUCGAGCUAUAGGAAAUUUCACAAUCCGUAAUCUGCACUUAACCAGCACUUAUCUUAAAUAACUCUUGCUUCUUGUCUUUAUCCCUUUUGCUUUCCUCUAAUUAAAUGAAUGUUCAGUCAUCAAGUGCGUGUGUGUGUGUUUAUAAAUGUACAUGUGUUUUUGCACUGGCCAAAACUGAAUUACAGAGUAAGUUAACUUGCGGUUAUUUGUGAGAGCUGUGGGUGGAGAGAUGGACUGUCCGGUUUCUUUGUACAGACUGCAAAGUAUUUUGUUAUUUUAAUUUGAAUCAUUAAUCUCUAUAAAGGCCAAGUGCUUUGUAUCGUUUCAGUCGACACGUGCCAAAAAUCAUUCCAGUGUAUUUUUCUAGUUUACAAUGAAACGAACCGCUUCACAAAAGCAUGUAUGAAAUAUAAAGGGUAAAUAUUUUAAAACUUCAACUAUAUCUGGCAACGUAUAUAUUUUUAAUACGAGAUACUGUAAUCGGAUAGGUUUUAUUUAAAAAAUCAUGUGAUUUUUUGUUAAGUGGGCCUUUCGUUUUUCACUUUUUUUGCAGAUGUGUACCUUAUUGGGCUCCUGGAGAGUGGUUUUGGUAUAUUAAUUUCCAUUUUGUUUAAGUAUUAAAGUUUGCAGGAUCUUUUAAAUGCAUUAAUUCAUCAGCUUUUCAAAACAUUUGCCAGCUUUUUCAGUUCAUCUGAAAGUCAAUAGGUGAAUACGGGGCCAGGGGCUCUGUAUAGCACUGUUCCACUGAAUGGUCGCUCCUUAAUCGCACCUCAUCUUUUAUUAUCCACUCAGACUGUGUCUUGUUGUUUUCUACAUUCAUUCAUGGUUCUUUCACGUGCCGUAUUAAAUGCGCUGCCAAAGAAAGAUUUUCAGGCCUUAAACACACAAAUCUAAAAAAAAAGGAUCUAAUCUUUGCUUUCACUUAAUGUACAUAUAAAAAUACAGGUAUGAUAGAGAAAAAGAGGUGGGAGGUUUUUGGUAUAGCAGUGUUUGUGAUUGGCUGUUCCUCUCUGGGAUCCAAUCAGAUGCUGGUGUAUUUCCUGCAGCGAUGACAGAUGCUCAGUGUAUUUAGCCUGUCAGUCGGCAGUAGCACACGAUUUGUGUUUCAGUCUCACACCUUUGUACUGUAAUAUUUGUGCAUGUUUCAGCUUAACCAUGUUUCUGCAUUUUGCAUGAAGCUAGAAAUCUCUUCAGGCUGAACUGCAGACUGUAUGUAUUCCAGCUAAAAUAAUAAAGCAACUUGUUUGUAAAA
Paramisgurnus dabryanus is the source of this 8490-nucleotide messenger RNA. RefSeq names its product leucine zipper protein 1 (gene luzp1). The record is from RefSeq and is a predicted model, not a curated record. NCBI's taxonomy places the organism in Eukaryota, Metazoa, Chordata, Actinopteri, Cypriniformes, Cobitidae.